AUGCAUCUCGAUCAGGACCCUGACCUGGUCGACCACAACGAUGAAGAAACCGAUAUUGACAAUGACUCUGCCUUUGACGAAACUGCGAGCGCCAUGUCCACAACUGCUUCGCUAACGGAAAGCAUAUUGAACUACCGAAAUAUCCACGGUCGCACUUACCAGCGGUCACCGUCCACGGCGUAUUGGGGACCGAAUGAUCAGAAGCAGAUGGAAGGCUUAGACUUGACACAUCACUGGAUGACUCUAUUAUUUGAUGACAAGCUGUACCUGGCGCCGAUUGGGGAUAACCCGCAGAGGAUUCUCGAUGUUGGGACAGGGACAGGAAUAUGGGCCAUCGACGUCGCCGAUAUGCUACCCUCCGCCGAAGUAAUCGGCACUGACAUCUCACCUAUCCAACCUACCUGGAUCCCCCCUAACUGCCGCUUCCUCAUCGACGACGCCCAACUCAACUGGGGCUGGAAACCCGACUACUUCGAUUUUGUCCACCUGCGCCACCUCGUCGGCUGCAUCGACAACUGGUCGCGCUUCUACUCCCAAGCCUUCUCCCGCCUCAAACCCGGCGGCUACUUGGAGCACUGCGAGUUCGAUAUCAAGACGCGCAGCGACACCGAUCUCGUGGGUCCCGAUCACGUCUUUACGAAAUGGUACGAGGUCCUCAUAGAAGCCAGCGAGAAAACGGGUCGGAGCUUCCGGUACCCCUCCCAAGAGGGAGCGACAGAGGACUUGAUGAGGCAGGUGGGCUUCGUUGACGUGGUACACCAGACCUGGAAGGUGCCCAUCGGCGCUUGGCCCAAGGAUACAAAGAUGAAGCAGCUUGGGCUAUUCACUUUUGAGUUCAUCGACUCAUCGUUGGAAGGGUUUGCCCUGUAUUUGCUCAAGGAGAUUAUGGGUUGGGAGUUUGAGGAUAUUCAGGGUAUUGUGAAUGGCAUGAGGAGGGCGAUACGGCGGAACAAGCUGAUGCCUUAUUUCGUAUUGCAUCUCACUUAUGGAAGGAAACCGGAUUAA
Scedosporium apiospermum is the source of this 1005-nucleotide messenger RNA. RefSeq lists its product as uncharacterized. Bases 1 to 1005 code for a protein of 334 amino acids. The record is from RefSeq and is a predicted model, not a curated record. Gene Ontology annotation, molecular function: methyltransferase activity. Lineage: Eukaryota; Fungi; Ascomycota; Sordariomycetes; Microascales; Microascaceae. The transcript is spliced from 6 exons.